This is a messenger RNA of Anopheles darlingi, 955 nucleotides long. It is a transcript of the gene Vha13, whose product is annotated as V-type proton ATPase subunit G. The coding region runs from base 159 to 509 and encodes 116 amino acids. Gene Ontology annotation, cellular component: vacuolar proton-transporting V-type ATPase complex. The transcript has 3 exons. Gene Ontology annotation, biological process: proton transmembrane transport. Lineage: Eukaryota; Metazoa; Arthropoda; Insecta; Diptera; Culicidae. Gene Ontology annotation, molecular function: proton-transporting ATPase activity, rotational mechanism. The record is from RefSeq and is a predicted model, not a curated record.
UCGUCAGCGGGCCCAAAGCAUCUCGUGACUUCAGAGAAACCAGUUGUCCCAACAACCCGACAUUCAGUGCAGCGCGCGCUCCCGUUUUCCUCAGUUCGGUUCGGUGUUUUUCCGUUAGCGGAUUUUCCGCAGCUUCUACGUCGGUGUAACGCUUCAAGAUGGCCAGCAACACCCAGGGCAUCCAGCAGCUGCUGGCCGCGGAAAAGAAAGCCGCCGAUAAGGUUGGCGAAGCGCGCAAACGCAAGGCACGUCGUCUAAAGCAGGCCAAGGAUGAGGCCACGGAAGAGAUUGAGAAGUACCGUGGGGAGCGUGAGCGCACCUUUAAGGACUUCGAAGCCAAGCACGUUGGCUCGCGCGAAGGCGUAUCGAACAAGAUCGAUGCCGAUACCCGCGUUAAGAUCGACGAAAUGAACCGUGCCCUCACGACCCAGAAGGAACCGGUCAUCCAGGACGUGCUGUCGUUCGUGUACGCCAUCAAGACGGAACUGCACAAGAACUACCGUCAGUAAUGGCCACUCGCUUUUGCCAGCAACUGAUGUGCUCCGCAACAUUCGAACAUUCCGACGGCAUUCCCGGAUGAUACUCCGAGCGCCGUUUUUUCCCCCUCUAUGAGCAUCAUGUGAAUCGGCUCGGGGACACUGAAUUAACACCUUCUUGUCUUGUUUUUUUUUCUCUCUGUUGCUCCAUUCGCUCCACACACCUCUCGAGACACCUGCGUAACGAUGAAAUCGCCGGCCAAGAGAUAACAACCCUUCGUCUCGGCCGGGGUUGUGUGUGUGACGAUUGUUUUAUCUUUUGAAUGUUGGAAAAGUGACGUUUUUGUUGUUUGCUAUCAACCGAAAAUGGGGAGGGAGCAAAGUAUUCACUUCAUUUAUGUUUUAAAAUGUAACUGUAAGAUUAUGUAAAAAGGAAACGCUCUAGGAUAUACUUAAUAAAGAUUUAAGAACCAAUUCCA